AUGAGCGCUAUUGCGUCCACAUCGCAACAAGGGGAUCUCCUUCAAAUUCUACGCGGUUUCACCGCCGGCGGCUUCGCGGCCGCCGUCUCAAAAACAACCGUAGCCCCAAUCGACCGGGUCAAACUCCUACUUCAACUUCAGAACCGAAGUAACGGAGCCCAAGUGCUCGGGGAGUACAAGGGAAUUGUCGACUGCUUCCAACGGUUAUGUGCCGAACAAGGUGUAAUGUCAUUGUGGAGGGGGAACAGCGCUUCUGUAGCCAGAUGCUUCCCUACACAUGCGUUGAACUUCGUACUGAGGGAUUACUACCGUAUGAUCUUCUUGAACGGCGUUGACAAGAAAACACAGUACGGAAAGUUUGUGUUAGGUAAGUAGUUUUGGGUCGUGAUUUGGAUUAAUAUUCAUUUUUUUGUUCGGCGGGGCAAAAAAUUUUUUUUGAAAUAUAAAACUUUAAAAAACGUCAAAAAGCCUUUUUUUACUAUUAUCAUUACCUAAAAUAAUGUUUUUUACUUAAAAAUAUUUUUUUAUUUAAAAAUAAAAUUUUUAGGUAACAUUUUAUCCGGAGGAGUAGGAGCAGCCACUGCCCUAUGUUUUGUCUAUCCUUUGGAUUUGGCACGUACAAAACUGGCAGUAGAACUAAAAGCAGAUGGUACAAAAAAGUUUGGCGGCAUCUAUGACUGUCUCAAGUCGAUUGGAACCAAAGAUGGCAUUAGUGGAAUGUACCGAGGUUUCAUGUGUUCUUUGCAGUUUGUGGUCAUCUCUAGAGCCAUCUUCUUUGGUCUUUUCGAUACGCUAAGAGGGACGGUCACUGAUGACCCGAAGAGUUUGAGCUUCUUCACUAUGUGGUUUAUGGCUCAGGUAAGUGUUGAGAGUAGUGUAAUAUGAGAUGGACUGGAUAAUGAAUUUUGUGUUUGAUAUUGUUCUUGAAUGUAAAACAUGUCAUUCUUUAUAUACAAUGCCAAAAAAUCAUUUUCUUUAUACCUGGAAGACAUAAAAUAAUCGUGAAACCCUCAGGACCCAAUCAAAACUGAAAUUUUCCCUUUUCAGACCUGUGUAGUCACCUCAGCCUUUGCCACCUACCCUAUGGACACGAUUCGUCGCAAGAUGAUGUUGGACUCGGGUAAAGCCUCAAAGACUUACACCUCAGCCGUGGACUGUCUUCUGAAGACCGUCAACCAGAAUGGAUCCAGCUCUCUGUACAAAGGAGCCGUCAGCAACUCUCUGAAGUCGACUUCUGGAGCUCUGAUGGUGGCAUUGUACUACGAAGCCAUCAAAUACAUGUAA
Bursaphelenchus okinawaensis is the source of this 1284-nucleotide messenger RNA. NCBI's taxonomy places the organism in Eukaryota, Metazoa, Nematoda, Chromadorea, Rhabditida, Aphelenchoididae. The record is from the annotation of a GenBank genome assembly.